AUGCCUUAUUCCGAACAUGCGCACUAUGCACCUGUUGGCUCGGCCCUUUCUAUAGCAUCUCAAAUUAGAAACGGCCUAGGAAACUUUAUUAUACCAUUACUUCAUGAUAUGCCUCCUCCCUCGGCUGACUUGCGCGGAAAACAAGCAAUCGUUACAGGUGCCAAUUCUGGUAUUGGGUUUGAAACCGCCAAAUCCUUGGCCAAAUUAGGGGCACGCGUUAUUCUGGCCUGUAGAAACAAAGACAAGGCCGAGAAAGCACGAAACGAUAUCGAGCAAGCUGUGAAAGGUGCGCAAGUUGAGGUUGAAAUCCUAGAUUGUGCGAGCCUUGGGAGCGCCCGUCUGUUUGCGGAGCGGUGGGGUAAACGGAGCUCUUUGACUAUUGACAUCCUUAUCAAUAAUGCUGGUAGAGUUCUCAACACUCGCACCACGACGAUCGACGGAUACGAGGACACCUAUCAAACCAACCACCUCACUCACGCCUUGUUGACCCUCUCUCUACUAAAACUGGGUUACCUUUCGCCAAAUGCGCGGAUCGUAAACGUGUCAUCGAUUUCGUUCUUUUCUUCUCCGCCUUUCGAAGCUCAAAAUACCGAUGCCAGCGACAUGAUCAACCGUUAUGAGGAAGGUGCAGUAUUACCAUGGGAGAUGAUGAUAGCACUUUAUUCCCGAGCCAAAGCCUGCCAAGCUAUCUGGAGCAUGACCUUGCAACGUAAACUACAAGGCGCUGAAAAAUGGAAGGGCAUUGUAGUCCAGGCGUGCCAUCCAGGUAUGGAUCAUAAUUCGGGUACCGUAAAAUCUUCGAUGCUAUCACAACCCGACGGUGCAGGAGGGUCUUCUGGAGCCGCACUCAAUGCAUUUAAAAGCUUUGUAAAUACUUUCGGAAUCUCCAACGGGCAGGGCGCAGUAGUUCCGGUAUGGCUUGCCGUAUCCGAUGAGCCUACCAAACCAGAGCUGCGCGCCACAUAUUUCAUCAUGCAGGAUUUAGAGUCGACGCUGAAUGAUCUAUCAUCGAGCCUUGAAACACUUUCGACCCUGAACGAAGGCGAACCACCGCUUGAGCUUGACACCGAAUCGUCGGAAGCAUUGGUUACUUGGAAGAGCUCUACUCUGAAAAUAUUGGAGAGGCUCGAGAAUGUUCUUAACAGAGAGGCUGCUGCUCUGAGUCUGGCCGAGCGAGCUAGAGUAAUCUCCCUCGCGGCAGUGUUUAUUGGGCAGGAUAACUUUACGAACGAGGCUUGUAGAGCGGUUGCUCAAGGCAAGUCACAGUCUCGUUCAACGACCAGACCCACUGAAGUACUCCAAGGCUGUCUAGGUAGUAUCGAUACUGUCGAUAGAGCUGUGGCCACACGUGUUCUCAACGAUUAUAUCAAACCUUUAUUUCAGGCUUCUGUGCAUCCCGGAGUACACUUGGACACAGGAAGAAUGAAGCAUAACGCCAUUAGUGUGCAGAGUAUGUACGACGAACAGCCCUGGAAGGUAAAGGGAAGUGGUAGCUGGAGCAUUCUUGUAUGGGUAUUAUGGAGUAUUAAUAAAGCUCCUUCGUCACUACUCCGCCGAACUGGAGUUGAUGAACUUCUCUUCAAGUCACUCCGAGGAGCACUUCAGAACCUGACUUCAGAUUCUUCUCCGGAAUUACUUUGUACGGCGAUGCCUUGCUAUCUGACGCUUGUGGACCUUGUUCUACCAAAUGACGACCUCAAUCGCUAUGCUAAAUUGACAGAGCUCAUAACCGAUGUCAUCAUCCCAGGGUGGUUGUAUGCAUCAUCAAGAGUCGAUGUUAUGGUUGCAUCGGUAUCUGCUCUUUCGUUGGUAGUUCAAGCACUGGGUUCAGGCUCCAUAAGAUUUCUCAAGGCUAUUAUCCCCCAACUCACCGAAAACCUGACCCCAAAAGAAUUUUCACCGGUUCAAAAAACAAGAGAACUUCAAAUCGCAAGUGCAAAGUGCAUGCUUCUUGUAACGGUCAAUGCGAGGCCUCGUAUCCCAUAUUGGAGAUAA
Messenger RNA from Rhizoctonia solani, 1995 nucleotides. RefSeq names its product short chain dehydrogenase. Lineage: Eukaryota; Fungi; Basidiomycota; Agaricomycetes; Cantharellales; Ceratobasidiaceae. The transcript has 10 exons. The record is from RefSeq and is a predicted model, not a curated record. The coding region runs from base 1 to 1995 and encodes 664 amino acids.